Molecule: messenger RNA, 7381 nt
Organism: Drosophila gunungcola (fruit fly)
Lineage: Eukaryota; Metazoa; Arthropoda; Insecta; Diptera; Drosophilidae
Gene: dysc
Exons: 17
Cellular component (GO): plasma membrane; cilium; stereocilia ankle link complex
Molecular function (GO): protein binding
Source: RefSeq, a predicted model, not a curated record
CAUGUGUGCUUAGCUAAAUUUUUGUUAGUUUCAUCCGGGAAAAUGGCAAAUAUUUUGUGGCCAGUGCCGCAGAAUGGCUAUCGUGUGCACGUCAGACCAGGGCCAUGCCUAACUCCAGCAGUGUAAUGCGCCUUGGGGGCAGUGGCAUUCCAUACGACGGCGACCCCCUGACAAUGAGCGCAGCUGGCAACGACUAUGCCGAACUCUGUGAUCUUGGACCCUCGCGAUGGAGUGCCCGACCCUACGGAUACAAUGCGACCGCAGCGGCAGCCGCCGGCUUUGGCCUUGGGCCCUCGAUGGGCGGGACGCAGUCGUCGUCGAGCGUGCCGACGGGCGGAUCGGCGGGGCUCAGCGGUCACCACCUGCGCGGUAGUGGGGCGCCGGGGCCGAGCAGCUUCGAGGCGGAGGACAUUGGCCUGGCCUUUGGCAUGAUCAGUCCGCCGCCGGGCAGUGGACCCUAUGGCGGAUCAUCGGCGGCAGCGGCAGCAGCGGCGGCGGCGGCCAGCGGAUCGCGCGUGGGCAAUAGUACGAGCUCGCUGCGCGGCGCUGGUGGUCGAUCCGGAUUGUACUACUCGCCGCCGGGCACCUCCUACACGAUCAUCGAGCGCCCCCACUCGCCGCACUACUACUUCAACUCGGCAGGCGUGCCCACCAAGGGCGGCUCGCUGCCGGGGCGUGGCAGCGCCUAUCUCAGCUCCUCACCCGCCAGCCACAUGGCCGCCGGAACGGCGGGCACCCUGCCCACCUCGACGGCCGCCAGCGGACGAUCGAUGGGCCAGCACGCCAGCAGCAACGGCAACAAGAAGCGGCCCAUCUCGCCGGAGCAGGUGCUGCGCAUGUUCGGCGCCACCCAGUCGUCAUCAGUUCCUACGAGUAGCUACCACUACAGCAACGGCGGCACGCGGGAUCGGGAUCGCACGGGCAGGCGCAGCCCCGCCAGCAGUCCGCCCUCCACCACCCACCAGAUUUAUCGGGAUCGGGAGCGGGAAAGGGAUCGUAGUGUCCCAAAUAUCCACGAACUUACCACGCGAACCGUUUCCAUGUCGCGCGACCAGCAAAUCGAUCAUGGUUUCGGCAUUUGCGUCAAGGGAGGCAAAGACUCAGGCUUAGGCGUCUACAUCUCACGCAUCGAGGAAAAUUCGGUGGCCGAACGCGCCGGUUUGCGACCCGGUGAUACAAUCCUAGAGGUGAAUGGCACCCCCUUCACCUCAAUCAAUCACGAGGAGGCGCUGAAGAGAUGUGUGCAGAUAUUGAAAUCGUCACGUCAAAUCAGUAUGACGGUGCGAGCGCCGCCCACGCUGAACUCGACCGCCCCGCUGCACGGCUUCGGUCCGCCCUCCCGCGACCCCAUGUACGCGUCGAUGGCACCCCCCCUCCACCCGCAGAACCAGGCGGCAGCGGCAGCCGCGGCGGCGGCCGCCCAGGGGGCGGGGCUGCCCUUCCGCCAGACCUGCUCCUGGAUGGACCGCCACGGACGACCCGCCUCCCCGCCCAUGGAGUACGGGGGCAGGCGCAGCGAUCGACGGGAUCGGAUACGUCGCGUGGAGCUGCUGAUCGAGCCCGGCCAAUCUCUGGGCCUGAUGAUCCGCGGCGGCGUGGAGUACGGCCUGGGGAUCUUCGUCACCGGCGUGGACAAGGACAGUGUGGCCGAUCGGUCCGGACUGAUGAUCGGCGACGAGAUCCUCGAGGUCAACGGGCAAUCCUUUCUCGAUGUGACGCACGACGAGGCGGUGGGUCAGUUGAAGUACCACAAGCGCAUGUCGCUGGUGAUACGUGACGUGGGCAAGGUGCCGCACUCCUGUACCUCCAUCGAGAUGGAGCCCUGGGAUGCCUACAGUCCAACGGGUACAAGAGCACGCCGAAAAGGUCAAAUUGCGACCAUGGUGGAGGAGAAGGCGCGCUCUCUGCUGCCCCGUCAUCACUUUGCAAGCCUUUCCUACUAUAUUGCCGAAUAUAGUGCGAAAGCAAUGACCAUAGAUGCCUUUGUUGCCGUCUUAUUAGAGAUGUUAGAUACGUACGAGAAGCACUCGCUAGUGACGGAGAUACGGGAACUGGUAUUUCCCGAGGAUCGCACGCGAUACGACGAGCUAGUCUAUCGCAGAGAACGCGAUCCUUACAGCGUGGAUAGGCAUAGGCGUAAGGGAGACCCCGCCCGUGACUUGCCGGUAACAGCCGAUGAUUUGGAAAUAAUAGCCGCCACCGGACGGAGUCCUUCGUCGGACUCGGGAUUGGGCAUGACCGUUACGGAUAUACACAAACGACCCGCACUACAGUUGCCCCAUCGACCCAUGUCGGCGGGACCCAUACUGCAUCGCUCACAGCCAGCAUCACAUUAUCAGACAGCAAGCCACCAGUCGUCAUCAUCAUUAUCGCCUCCACAACAACAGCAGCAACACCAGCAGCAAAAUCAGCAACAUCAGCAACAGCAGCAACAUUAUCCACCCCAUCAUGCCUCAUUGCGUCAUCUGGGCGGAAUUGGCGGCAACGUGGGAUCUGGGCGACAUCAUCACCACCAUCCGUUGGGACCAAGUCAAUUGAAAUUCAAGCAGGCCAAAGACAAUCAGCAACAGGAAUACGGCUGUGAUGAGCACAGAACUCGCAGGGGCAGCGAAACCCUUUUACCGGAAUACGAUCAAGAUGCGGGCGGCUACUUAGAUGGACUGCGUUCACAUUUGGGUGGUUUAACACAACGUGUCAAAUCAUGGUAUUGGGGACGACCUCUAGAGUUGGCCACAAAACUCUCACGGAGUUUCGAUAUGAAGGAAGAAGGCGGCACAUUGCUGGGCGAUAAAGGUGUACGAAGGCAUCAGUCCAUGCAGCGUCUGUCAGCGGAGCAGAAUGGUGGUUCAACGACUGAACAAACACAUGAACACAAUCCAAACGUCGUACCUGAUCAUAGAGGCAACUUACACAUUACAGUUAAGAAAACCAAACCAAUUUUAGGUAUUGCUAUUGAAGGUGGUGCUAAUACAAAACACCCGCUUCCUAGGAUAAUCAAUAUCCAUGAAAAUGGUGCAGCAUUUGAAGCGGGCGGCCUUGAAGUCGGGCAACUCAUUCUGGAAGUAGAUGGGACCAAAGUGGAAGGUCUACAUCAUCAGGAGGUUGCUCGACUGAUAGCCGAAUGCUUUGCUAAUCGUGAAAAGGCUGAAAUAACCUUCUUAGUUGUCGAAGCAAAAAAAUCAAAUUUGGAACCGAAGCCGACGGCGCUGAUAUUUUUAGAAGCCUAACAUUUGCUUGCCCUGCCGGCCAGUGACCCAUUGGAACGACAAAAACUCGAGUUCCUCUAUGAAUGGGGCAUCGAUUUAACGGAGACGCCAAAACCAAUGCCAACACCAAUACCGCUAACGAAAGCCAAGAAUCCGCCGCCACUGCCCCAUGAGAUGCACAACAACAUCAAUAGCCAUUAUGGUAGCAGUGCGGCGAUCAGCAAUCAUCAACCUCAUUCGCAUUCGCAUCCGCAAACACAUCCUCACCAGCAGCAGCAGCAACAACAACAGCAGCAACAUCAGCAGCAGCAGCAGCAACAUCAAAACACCAAAACGCCCAACACAAACAACAGCAACACACAAGCAACACCAACGGGAGCAGCGACAACUGCAAACAAACAACAACAGGCAAACACCAACACACCAACAAAGGCGUCGCGUGAGGCGACUCCCACGCGGGAUUCACAUCAGCAACAUGCCACGCCCACACACCAGCAACCAACGCCCACCCGUCAGCAGCAACUGCAACGUGAACAACGUGAGCAACGUGAAACACGCGAACAACGAGAGCAACGUGAGCAACGCGAACAACGUGAGCUACGUGAUCAACGUGAACAACGUGAACAGCGUGAGCAACGCGAGCAUCAGCUACACCAACGCGAUCAGCAGCAACAUCAUCGCGAACGGCAGCAACAAUUGCGAGAGCAACGGGAACAACGCGAACGGGAGUACCAACACGAACACGAACACGAACACCACCACGAACAACACCCACACCAACAGCACCACCAUCGUGAACACCACGAGCAACAAUACCACCACCACCAUCAUCAUCAUUCAUCUGGAUCACAAUCACAACAGCAACACCAACGCUACAGCAGCAGCAACAGCUACAAAUCUCAUAAUAAUUCCGUUUACCAGUAAGGAGAAACCGAAAAGCAAGAGUCAAAAAUACAAUUCUCGCAAUUGGAGCAACAAUUUUUUGGAAACAUUCUUUUCAAACUGCAAGAGCAAUUCAAUCAGUAAACAGUUUAAUUGUGCUACCUUUGUUGAAACAAAAACGAAGACCUAUGCCCCUCAUGCACGCCUCUUUCUACACUGAACAUAACGCGCUUGUUAAAGAUAUAUACAAAAUUGUCCCAGAACUACCACAAAACUAUGUGGGUCACCAUAUCCUGCUAUGUACCCUAGAAAUGUGUUAAUUUGUUGUAGCUGACGAGAUGCUCUUACCAAAAAAAUGUUGAAAGAAAGAAAGUUGAUUCUAAAGUUUGUAAUAACCAUUUAUUAAGUUUUGUCUGUUUGGUUUGUUUAUUAAACCCAUUUCUGAAAUAUCAAAUGCAAAAUUUUAACACUGCCAAGGUUAAAGAAAAACAAUAAAAAAUAUAAAAAAAAUAAUCAAGAGCAUCUCUCUCACUUGGCUUUCCGUUCGAACCUUACAGUGCAGUAUAUGGCUCGCCCGAAACUUCUCUUAGAACUAGAACCAAAAAACCACUCCUAUCCUCAACUAGAAUAACCAGAGACAAGACCUAUCCAGUCCUUAGGUAUCCGUAUCCUAAGACCCUCUAUCGAACCACGAACCACGCGCUAGACGAAUUGUGUAAAUCUGUGUAAACUCUAUAACAUAUUAUUGUAUGAUUAUAAUUACUAUUGAGUAUCAAGCGAUCAACGUAGCUUAGACAGUUAGUCAUUACUUGUUUACACUAGUGACGAGAAAAGUUUACGUUCACGAGAUUACUGUAAGAGCAAUGUUAUUUGAUGAUAAACCCACAAAAGUCCCCAAGAAAAAGCAAACACAACCCAAUAAGGCAUACAUUAAGAAAAUCAAGAGCUUAAAAUGUUAAAAACGAACAAGUAAAAUAUCUAAAAAUCCCUUAAACAGUAAGCAAAAAGAAGACGAUGCAGAGAAAAAUAAGCAAAAAAAAAAUAAUAAAGGCACAGACACUGUAAAAUGUAAAAAUAACCAGCAAACUAGUAACGAAUUGUCGCUUUUGUUAGAUUCAAACACACACUAACACAGACAAAUACACGUAUGCACGCCACUCACACACACACGCAUGCAUAUUGCCAAAUUGAUUGUAUUUACAGCAGCUAAUUGAACAAAACAAAAAAACCUACAACAAACAAAAAUGAAGCCCACCUAAGCAACAGUUAAUUUGUAAAAAUAAAAAGUAAUCUUAAAAUUAAAUCACAAAAAAUGUAAAAAGGUAUAAAUAUAUAUUUAAUAGAAGGAAGCAGUAGCAACGACCACACACACAAACUCACACUUACACUUACACCUACACCCACUCAGAAAUACCUAGCCUAAAAAGCGCAUCAACUCUAAAUUUUAACCAAAAUAUCAAAUUAUAUACCCGCUGUGUUGUAAGAUAAAUCGAUAGAUUCGUAUAUGAUUCGAAAUGGAGGGGAUCAUUAGAGUUUUGAAAUCACUUAUAAAGUAUGCUUUGAAAAUGAAUGGAAGAAAUUCAAUAAUGAAUACUUUUUAAAGCCAUUGUGAGGGAUUUUAAAACUUUAAAUAUCUCUGUGAAACCCCUAAUAAAUUAAUAACCUGAUUACAUGUUAAAAUUCUCCAACUAUUUUCUCGAUUAAUCUGACAACACCGCAAGGCAUAUCCCUGUUAUUAGUACAACUUAAACUGCACACUGCACAAUUUUUGAAUGUUUGUUAAAUGUUUUAAAGAGCCAAGGGCCGACACCACGAAAAUCCGCUGCAAAAUUGUAUUCUCCUCACCAACUAACUAAGGAAAAUUCCUUGCACCCAAACGAACUUAUCCCAAGCGCCCAAAAACUCCAACCCAGAGAAAAUGGUAAACGAAUUAUGAAACUGCUAGGGCAGAGAGGCAUCUAUGUCUGCUCACGCCACUAAAAAUGCAAAAAUAACAUUAACGCUGUAGAGAACAAGAAGAUAUUAACGCUUAAAAUUUGAGGUUGAUUGGCAUUAAGUAAAAGUUAAACGAUGUUGAAGCAGGAAGAGCCGAGCCGACAGGGCGCGAUCACGAGCAAGUAAAAUAAAUUAUAUAACUUUAAAUGGCACGACGAACAACUUAUUGUGCAAACUAUAACUUCAUACGUAUUGUCUAAAAUAUUAGGAAAAGACAAAAUCCUUUUUAUAGAUCAAAAACAAAACGAAACCAACGUAUUUUUCGCUCUCUAUCUUUCACCUUCGAUUAUAUGAUCUACCUAUGUAUAUCUGUCACUCACUCAGUCAAUCGUUCAGUCAAUCGUUUCGGCAAGUUUGUUGAUUUCGUUUGUUGUGUGUGAUAGUGUUUGGAACUAAAUGAAACUUUUGCAUGUCACAAGAGCAAUUUGUUCUCCCUAAGUCCCCAAGAAGUUAACUUUGUGUCUAAUGAAUAGGGCUUGUUUUUUAUAUCAUCUCGAAUCUUCACAAGGAAAACUAUUUCUCUGCUUAACUCUCUCUUAUUAACUCUCUUUAUGUAUGUGUCUGUGUGGAAAGUAAAUAUACACAAUUAUUACAAUUGAAAUUGAAUCGUUAUAUGAGGUAUUGUACUUGUAUUUUUGUUGACUAUUAUGUAAUUAAACGCUUUACUGAAUAUCAGUUAUGUACAUUUUUUAGCUAAAACUUAAAAUUAAAAUCCAAAUUCAAGCAAAGAAGCUUAUGCUGUUACUUAUUGUUAGUGAAUUUACCACAAAAAUAAAGAACAAAAUGAAACAAAAAUCUACAAAAUUAAAACUCAAGUUGAAUUUUUCAAAAUGUAUAAAAAAAACAAAAUCAUUUUGCAACGUUCAUGCGAGAAGAAAAGAAUCAAAGGGAUUGCCUUGUGGACGCACUUUCGCCUUUGUAUAUUGCGAUACAUUUUGAUGAGAAGGCUUAACUUUAACUUUGAGAACUACCAGAUAAAUAUCUAUUUAAUAUAACGUAUACAUGCAUACAAGCAACAUAUAAACAUAUACCGUAUAUAAAACGUAUGCUAAACUAUAUCUAAAUUGUAAACGACAAUGAGAAGCAAUUUUAAGCAAAAUGAAGAAAUCCAUUUCAAUUUCAACUUCAAUACCCCCCACAUGCAAACAACAUACACGGAUGAGGUAAACCAUUUAUGUGAAUUAAUAUGUAUAGUACUAUAUAUAACUAUGAUUACAAACAGCAACAAGGCUAUCUAUAUGCUAUGCUAAUGAAAGGGUAAACGGCAUUUAAACUCAUUCAACCAAAACCAAAACAAA